CCUUUAUUUGAGAUGGACCAGGAUGAGGAAGAGGAUGCUCUCUCAACAAAGAGCCGAGGCGGCUGUGGGUUUCCAACACAUGCUCUUGCGCCCCCUGCAGGCACAGACCCCGACCCGUUCAUAUACAUGAACUUCAUGAAGAGUCACUGCUGCUACGAUGCCAUGCCCACCAGCUCCAAACUGGUCAUUUUUGACACGACUCUACAGGUGAAGAAGGCUUUCUUUGCUCUGGUGGCUAACGGGGUGAGGGCCGCUCCGCUGUGGGACGCCAAGCUGAAGUGCUUUGUGGGUAUGCUGACCAUCACUGACUUCAUCAACAUUCUCCAUCGUUAUUACAAGUCUCCUCUGGUUCAGAUCUAUGAGCUGGAAGAGCACAAGAUCGAGACGUGGAGAGAGAUCUAUCUCCAGUACUCCAUCAACAGACUGAUCAGCAUCACUCCUGACUGCAGUCUGUUUGACGCCAUCUACUCCUUGUUGAAGAAUAAGAUCCACCGACUGCCGGUCAUCGACCCGGCGUCGGGGAACGUGCUCCACAUCCUCACUCACAAGCGCAUCCUCAAGUUCCUGCACAUCUUUGGAUCAACGAUUCCUAAACCCCGGUUCCUUCAGAAGCGCAUCAAUGAAGUGGGGAUCGGCACCUUCAAACAGAUCGCCACGGUCCAGGAAUCGGCGUCCGUCUUUGACGCGCUGACCGUCUUCGUAGAGCGAAGAGUGUCCGCUCUGCCCGUCGUCAACGAGAAAGGGAAAGUCGUGGCGCUGUACUCCAGGUUUGAUGUCAUCAAUUUAGCCGCCCAGAAAAACUACAACAACCUGAACAUGACGAUGAAGGAGGCCGUUUCCUCCAGGGCCUGCUGUAUGGAGGGGGUCCUCAAAUGUUACCCGUACGAAACGCUGGAGACCAUCAUCGACCGCAUCGCCAAGGCGGAGGUGCAUCGCUUGGUUCUGGUGGACGGCGACGACGUGGUGAGAGGCAUCGUCUCUCUGUCUGACCUCCUCCAGGCCUUGGUGCUCACUCCUGCAGAUAUUUACGAGGGGUCGCGCGGUCAAGACUGAAGGAAGCCGGCGGCCGGACGUCGAAUACGGAACGAGAAAGUGAAAAUCAACCUCCUCUUUGAGCGGGCACUAAAUGUGCCCUUGAGCAAGGCACUUCAUACCCAAGUGAUGCGGCCCAGUGGCAGCCAGGAGAAGACUGUGGUUGUGCUGGGAAGCUACCAGUGUGGAACCGUACCACAGGUUAUGGCUUCAGACUGAUGGACCACAUCCAGAGACUUUAUACACCGACCUUGACGACUGCUGCGUUGUAUUUUUUUCUUGAAAAUUGCAGACUGUCUCCCCCCGAAAGAUUUCUGGA
Messenger RNA from Cyclopterus lumpus (lumpfish), 1351 nucleotides. It is a transcript of the gene prkag3b, whose product is annotated as protein kinase, AMP-activated, gamma 3b non-catalytic subunit. Lineage: Eukaryota; Metazoa; Chordata; Actinopteri; Perciformes; Cyclopteridae. Bases 13 to 1053 code for a protein of 346 amino acids. The record is from RefSeq and is a predicted model, not a curated record. The transcript has 12 exons.